Acanthosepion pharaonis is the source of this 465-nucleotide messenger RNA. Lineage: Eukaryota; Metazoa; Mollusca; Cephalopoda; Sepiida; Sepiidae. The record is from the annotation of a GenBank genome assembly.
AUGCUCUCAAGAAGGAUUGAGAUGCAUCCUGGGAAACCGUUCCGCUGUACUCAAAUUAUUUGUCUAUUUACUGAUGCAAAAUACGAAAAUUCUGUUUUCCAUGUAAGUAGAUGCCAAAGUUUCCAUUAUUAUGGAGCUAUAUGUAUAACUCCUUGUGAAUGGUCAUUGCUUGUUUUGUAUUUGAUUCAUCAGGCAUCCAUCCGUAAGUUGGCUCCUAUUGGCGGUGUUGAUCUCUCUUACUCUCUCUCUUUCUCUCUCUCUCUCUCUCUCUCUAUCUAUCUAUCUCUUAGUAGAUGCGGUCUACGUGUUUUCGAUCUCGAUGACAGUGAAAUCAGUAGGAAUGCGGAAAUAGGAAUGUUAGAUUUGACAAACUGGAAUCGUCGAGACUUGUUUGUUUCAAACGAGGCAGUCUGUGUUAAUUUCGCCCGAAAGAUGUUUUCUUUGUCGGCUUCACUUCUUGAUUAA